This is a messenger RNA of Centruroides sculpturatus (bark scorpion), 508 nucleotides long. RefSeq names its product fasciculation and elongation protein zeta-1-like. Lineage: Eukaryota; Metazoa; Arthropoda; Arachnida; Scorpiones; Buthidae. Gene Ontology annotation, cellular component: cytoplasm; axon. Bases 126 to 479 code for a protein of 117 amino acids. The transcript is spliced from 2 exons. The record is from RefSeq and is a predicted model, not a curated record.
UGAUAUUUAUUCGAAGAUUUCGUUAUUUUCUGUAAAACGCUGUUUCGAGGGAAAAAUUAUGAAUCAAGAAUGGUUUAACUGGAGGGCGUGGCCGACGACGUCAUUGAGAUCCGGAUGACCGAAAGAUGAGGGAAGUCAAAAUGGCGGAACUCAAAAUCGAAGCUCCUUUAGCAAAGACGGAAGAAUGGACGGAUUAUUGUGAAUAUGAAAAUACCGACGAUUAUGAAAACUUCAACAAAGAUACAUACAAAAGCCCUAAUGCAAACGAUGGAUUCGUGGAUAAUUUCAGUGAUACGUUCUCCACGUCACUCGAGGAUCUGGUAAAUACUUUCGAUGAUAAAAUUACUAAAUGCUUCUGUAAUUACGAUGAAAAAGUCGAGAAAUUUGCACCCGUUCAAGUCCGAAGUCAAGAAGAGAUCAUGAAUGAAUGCCAUGAUUCCUUCACGGUGCUUGGCUAUUCGAAGGAUUGUUGCUAUUAGAAAAAUACCUGAAUUCAUUAUAUAUAUAU